Messenger RNA from Aethina tumida (small hive beetle), 1855 nucleotides. RefSeq lists its product as uncharacterized. Bases 404 to 1795 code for a protein of 463 amino acids. The record is from RefSeq and is a predicted model, not a curated record. The transcript has 3 exons. NCBI's taxonomy places the organism in Eukaryota, Metazoa, Arthropoda, Insecta, Coleoptera, Nitidulidae.
GACAACAAUAAAUCAUCUAAAUGUAUAAAUAAAAAACGCGUUGUUUGUUUCGUAUCAUAUCAUCGUUGUUACAGUUAAAUGCAAAUGCAGUUGACGCAUAAUGUAAUUUUUAAUGGCCAAUUUCCGUGGACCCACGCAAUUAACGGCAAUCAAGUAUCAUGCCUGUUUCAGAUAAGAACGCCGGACGAUCGAUCACGGGACGUAAAAAUUGGGUCGAAACGCAUUUUCACCGAGUGCACUCUAGACAAUGGGGCACGAGGACCUGCUGUUAUACAUCAUCUUUUCACGAUCGUUUUCGAUUGAGACAUUUUUUACAUGAAUUGGGUUGAACACGUCGUUUGUCACGAUUUAAUUGCUUAUAUAUAGGCGGCAACCGUUUUGAACGAUCAGUAGUUAAUAUACGAUGAUUGUGGUUUUAUUCGGUUUCUUCAGUACGGUUCGUGGGGACGUCAAUGGAGGGUACUUCUAUCCCCAGCCGUUUCCUCCUUUGCAGUUUGAUGAACCGACUUCAGUCCCAAACGUUUACGUCCCCCCGACUCCGAAGCCUCAGGAUGAUGGGCUGAAGCCUCCGGUUUCGGGGUAUUUACCCCCCGAGCAGUUUCCUCCCUUGGGGACGUCGCCUGACAUCUUCAGCGACGAUACAGUGCCCAUUAAUCCGGUACCAACAGUCUAUGGGCCGCCACCACCUCAGAUCAAAGUCAUCAACAUGUCCUGCGAAUUGGAUGCUAGUUUCCAGUGCACGAUUAAGCUAGCGGGGCAAAGUACAAUAGUGCCGGAAGAGGGAAAUCAAAACUGUUUGAUCCCAUUGUCCGGCAACACCUUCCAGAUGAAGAUGCAAGGCUUGAACCGCAUGGGGGAGUGUGGAGUUAAAAGGUGCACGAACGGAAACGGUAAAGUUAACAUGUGUGUGACUCUUAGGAUGCCAACUGUAAACAACUUGAAACUCCCUGAGGACGCAACAGUGAAUCUGCAAUGCUCCCCACAGGAAAGCGUUGUGGCCCACACCAAACACAUACGAAUUGGUUCCAACGUUAUAACUGCCAACAGGGGAAGAUCUAGCAGUGGCAACUCAGUGGUUGUCUCCGGGGGUGGUCAAAGAAACUUCGACUCCAAAUUGAAUCUCUUCAGAAAGUCCACGGGGAGCGACAACUUCGACCAACUAGUUUUGCCAGGAAGCACCGUAACUCUAGGCGAAGAACUCGUACUGAGAGCUGCUGUUCAGGACGGCGACGGUAAGUUUAUCGUUCACAUAUUUCAGUGGAACCAGUCGUUGAUAACCCACAUUUCAGGUUGGCAGGGAAGUAAAAUAAGCUUGGUGACAAUCAGAAGCGGUUCCAUUCAAAAGUCCAUCAACCUUUUAGACGAAAACGGUUGUCCGAUACCUUCGAUGCGUCACGUUUGUCCUCAUGAACCCAAACACUUGACUCAUUUGAUAACAAUACUGCCGUUCAGGGCGUUUUUGUUCCAAGGGGCUGGAAAGGAUGAUGUGAUGCUGUUGUCUGUGAAAAUCACCGGUUGUGCCAGAUCGCAGGACUGUAAUCAGAACAUUUGUGGUGAUCCGUCCAAGACGAAUUUGAGGUUCAGGAGGGGAUUGUCAGGAAAUGGAACGGGGAAAAGGGAAAUGACUGAUUGGGAAACUGAAUUCCAGUUCAGGGUUAGUGAUGAGCCGGAAAAGGGGAGUUUUACCGAAAAAAUCCCAGGGGAAUACAUUGUUUUUCUUUCCACGUUCGGGUUGUUGGUUUUAAUUGUGCUGAUUGUGUUGGUCUUAAGAAAAAUAUUCCGAAGGGAUAAUUAAAUUAUUGAAUUGUUAUUUCUGUAUUUUCAUAGCAAAAUAAAGCUCUAUUUUUGUAUUUAA